Messenger RNA from Anopheles nili, 1138 nucleotides. RefSeq names its product ELAV-like protein 2. The coding region runs from base 1 to 1041 and encodes 346 amino acids. The transcript has 3 exons. Lineage: Eukaryota; Metazoa; Arthropoda; Insecta; Diptera; Culicidae. Gene Ontology annotation, cellular component: ribonucleoprotein complex. The record is from RefSeq and is a predicted model, not a curated record. Gene Ontology annotation, molecular function: RNA binding.
AUGAUCUCAAACGGGCUAGAAACGGUGCAGCAGAAUGGGCGAUCGGGUUCGAUUGGCAGCGGUCAGGAGGAUAGCAAGACGAACCUGAUCGUCAACUACCUGCCGCAGACUAUGACCCAGGAGGAGGUGAAGUCGCUGUUCUCCAGCAUCGGUGACGUCGAGAGCUGCAAGUUGAUCCGCGACAAGGUCACAGGACAGAGCCUGGGAUAUGGGUUCGUCAACUACCACCGGCCAGAGGACGCUGAGAAGGCGAUCAACACGUUCAACGGGCUGCGACUGCAAAAUAAAACGAUCAAGGUGUCAUUCGCACGCCCCAGCUCGGACGCCAUCAAGGGUGCCAACCUGUACGUGUCUGGGUUGUCGAAGAGCAUGACGCAGCAGGACCUCGAGAACCUGUUCAACGCGUACGGGCAGAUCAUCACCUCCCGCAUACUAUGUGAUAACAUAACCGGCCUAUCGAAGGGUGUCGGCUUCAUCCGGUUCGAUCAGCGUUCGGAGGCGGAACGUGCGAUCCAGCAGUUGAAUGGUACCACUCCAAAGGGCGCCUCGGAACCUAUCACGGUGAAGUUCGCCAACAAUCCUAGCAAUAACAUCAACAAGGCGAUUCCGCCAUUAGCGGCGUACCUAACACCAACACCGAACCUGCGCCGUUUCCCACCGGGACCGAUACAUCCGCUCAGCGGUCGAUUCAGCCUACCGUCGAACUUCAGCCGCUACUCGCCGUUGACGGGCGACCUCGGCAGCUCAGUAUUAUCCGCAAACGCAAUCAACGGUUCCGGCUGGUGCAUUUUCGUCUACAACCUCGCACCAGAGACAGAGGAGAACGUGCUUUGGCAGCUGUUCGGACCGUUCGGUGCGGUGCAGAGCGUGAAGGUGAUCAAGGACCUGCAAACCAACAAGUGCAAAGGCUUCGGGUUUGUCACGAUGACCAACUACGACGAGGCCGUCGUCGCCGUCCAAUCGCUCAACGGCUACACGCUGGGCAACCGCGUCCUGCAGGUUAGCUUCAAGACCAACAACACCAAGUCGAAGGCCAAUUAAAAAUGGGAAAAAUUUUAAGUUUCUUUAAAAACCGUUAUAUCAACCCGAUCGUGACCCGGGCGUGGUAAGAGCGUGAGAGAGAGAAAGAGAGAGAGAG